CCUCAAUCAAAAUAAAAAAGAGAAGCUGGCUGUUGCCUAGCUCCUGACUUUUGUUCAAAUAUUUCAUCACUGCAAAGAAGCAGGAAGAUCUUGACAUCUAGAACAGGCCUGUGAAAUAACAGGGAGAGAAGUUCUGUUACAAACAAACAGGAGUGGUGCCAGAACAAAAGGGUGCUUCUUGUCUUUCUAUCAAGUGCCCUAAUGUUUCACUGCCAUUGCAUAAAAAUAUGUUAUUGCACAUAUUAAUAUUAUGUGAGUUUAGUUCAAUCAGUUUUGCCUUCUGCUGAAACUGAAAUAUACCCACAAGUACUGUUAUAACUGCGUAUAAAUGCAAAUUUAUUACACUUAUUGACUGAUGCACAAAAGUGUCAGGAAACUCAGAAAGCGGUUUCUGAAUACAUUUCCGUGCUUAGUGUGGGCUCCUUUCAUACCUCCUUGCACAAUGUACCAAUAUGAUUAAUUUUGCUAACAAGGGGAACGCACAUAGCUACUGAUGGAUUUAUUUCUCCUCAAUAUUAUUCCUUAAAAAGAACUUUUAAUUCCAUGAUAGAAGAGAUUAUAUUCCUCGGGAGUUAUUAUUAUUUUUUUUUAAUUUCAUAGGAACUCACAACUUUUACCACUUAAAAAAUAAUUCCUUUCUUUGUUUCAUGAAUUAGAAACAAUGAGGAGAAGCCGAAGUCUGCCCAAGCCAGGUGUUUCUUGUUGGCAGCCUGCUCCCUAAUGACUCUGGCUCUCAUACAGCAGCUGCCUGCUAGUCUCUUUUGUAUGGCCUAUUGUUGCUGCAUACCCCUCGUUAAUACACAUGCUGCCCGGGGCAGACCCUGCGAAUGACAUCAACUUGCUUAUCUUAGAAACCUCCAAACCUGAUGCAGGGUGGGGAGGUUGCCUUGCAUCUGCCUGGCCAACUAAUUGUGAGCUCUGCGGGUUGUGAUUGGCUCCCCUUCCGCUCAGUAAUAGGUUAAGCAAAGACAUUGCGGGUCCAUCUGUUCAUCCAUUCAUUGUUCUGCUUGCUUGCCUGAAGUCUGCAGCUGAAAUCGUGUUAAGGAGUUGCUUCUGGAACAGCUACAAGAAACCAAUGUCUGUGUGUUUUCCAGCGAACGAAUACGGAACACUUUAUAUUCAGGAAUACAAGAAAAACAGCAAAGUGGAGUCAAGUACAUGCAGCAGCUUCAUGGGCUUGAAGGAUCACCUGGGGCAUGACUUAGGCCAUCUUUAUGUGGGGAGCACUGGCACACAAAUAAAUGCAAUUGUACCUUGGUCGAUGGCGGAGAAGCCAACGAUGGAUAAGGUUAAUUCUAGGAAAGAAGAUGUAGACAAGGAGGCAUCUGAAGAGACUUCAGGAAGCUCCAGUUGUGACUCUGAAGAAAGCACAAAUUCCGAUAAUGAUUCAGAGAAACUGAAUAAUUCUGCAUCAGAAUCACAUUUAUUGCCUAAGACUCAUCGACAGCUGUGCCGAUCUCCUUGCUUAGAGCCUCAUAUUCUAAAAAGAAAUGAAAUCUUGCAAGACUUUAGGAUAGAAGAGGCUCAGAUAGUACCGAAGGAAGUCAAAAAGCCCCCUGAUGUGGUGAAAGAAUAUCAAACCAAACUGGAGUUUGCACUUAAGUUGGGUUACUCUGAAGAGCAGGUUCAACUUGUACUAAAUAAACUUGGUACUGAUGCUUUAAUAAACGAUAUUUUGGGAGAACUUGUCAAACUUGGGAAUAAAACUGAGACUGAUCAGUCUGUAACUAAUGCUAACACUAGUGUAAUGCGUGAAGCGUCUUCCAUAGAGUCUCAGAGGUCAGAAUCUCCGCUGCAGGAGGAUGUGACGGAGGAUGGUGACAACCUGAGGCCAAUAGUUAUUGAUGGCAGCAAUGUUGCAAUGAGCCACGGGAAUAAAGAAGUAUUUUCUUGUCGAGGGAUCAAGUUGGCAGUAGACUGGUUUUUGGAAAGAGGCCAUAAGGAUGUUACAGUGUUUGUGCCAGCAUGGAGGAAAGAACAGUCAAGACCUGAUGCUCUCAUCACAGAUCAAGAGAUCUUGCGUAAAUUAGAAAAAGAGAAGAUCCUUGUGUUCACACCGUCCCGCCGAGUGCAAGGGAGAAGGGUGGUAUGCUACGAUGACCGAUUCAUAGUGAAGCUGGCCUUUGAGUCAGAUGGCAUCAUUGUUUCUAAUGACAACUACAGGGAUCUAGCUAAUGAGAAGCCUGAAUGGAAGAAGUUCAUAGAUGAACGCUUGCUGAUGUAUUCAUUUGUUAAUGACAAAUUUAUGCCUCCUGAUGAUCCUCUUGGCCGCCAUGGCCCAAGUCUGGACAAUUUUCUUAGGAAGAAGCCUAUUGUGCCAGAACAUAAGAAGCAACCAUGUCCAUAUGGGAAGAAAUGUACCUAUGGACACAAGUGCAAAUACUAUCAUCCAGAAAGAGGAAAUCAGCCUCAGCGAUCUGUAGCUGAUGAGCUUCGUGCCAUGUCUAGAAGCACAGCUGCCAAAACUACAAGUGAAGGAGGACUGGUAAAAAGCAAUAGUGUUCCCUGUAGUACUAAGAAUGAUGGCACUUCUGAGCUUAAGCGUGCCACUCCGAAAAGGCAAUCGGAUCCUAGUAUAAGGACUCAAGUCUAUCAAGACUUGGAGGAAAAGCUUCCCACCAAAAACAAAUUGGAAACCAGGUCUGUACCUUCCUUAGUUAGCAUACCAAGUUCCUCUGCUGCAAAACCCCAAAGUACUGCACCUUUAACCAACGGCCUUCCAUCCGGAGUUCAUUUCCCACCUCAGGAUCAAAGACCACAGGGACAAUAUCCUCCUACAGUGAUGAUGGCAACCAAAAAUCACGGAACGCCAAUGCCUUACGACCAGUAUCCAAAAUGUGAGUCUCCGGUGGAUGUAGGGUAUUACUCGAUGCUGAAUGCGUAUUCAAAUCUGAGCAUAUCUGGUCCACGUAGUCCCGAAAGGCGCUUCUCCUUGGACACAGAUUACAGGAUCAGCUCUGUGGCUUCUGACUGCAGCAGUGAAGGGAGCGUUAGUUGUGGCAGCAGUGAUUCCUACGUGGGUUACAGCGACCGCUCCUACAUGAGUUCGCCUGACCCGCAGCUGGAGGAGAACUUGAAGUGCCAACACAUGCACCCCCACGGCCGCCUUAACUCUCAGCCCUUCUUACAGAGCUACCACGAGCCUCUAACACGAGUGCAGAGUUACAGUCACGAAGAACCAAAGCAUCACCACAAACCUCCGAUUCCGUACAUGGCUGUGCAUCUGCAGCAUCCAGCAGUCGGUGCUCGUUCUAGUUGCCCAAACGACUACCCAGCAUCUCAGAGUUCGCCACACUCAAAGACCAUGCACCUGGGGAGAGCCCUCUUGUCCACCAGAAUCGACAGCAUUUCGGACUCGCGCUUGUACGAUAAUUCUCCACUGAGACACAGGAAGCCUUUUUCUGGCCAAGACGGGCUUGGAAGCUGGGACAGGCAGAGUUACGGGGUCGAUGCCUACGGCUACCGUCAGACCUACUCCUUGCCCAGUAACCCCACGCAGCCGUGCUACGAGCAGUUUGCCUUCCAAAGCCUGCCCGAACAGCAGGACCAGACCUGGCGCGUACCUUACUGUGGAAUCCCUCAAGACCCCCCGAGGCACCAAGACACCAGGGAGAAGGUUUACAUAAACCUGUGCAACAUCUUCCCCCCCGAUCUUGUGAGGAUUGUCAUGAAAAAAAACCCUCACGUGACGGACGCGCAGCAGCUCGCCGCAGCCAUCUUAGUAGAGAAAUCUCAGCUAGGUUAUUGAGAGAUGAUGCAUCUUUGUGGUGUCCAGUAGUUUUUCAGCUCAGCUCUAAUGCUGAGGGAGGUUUGCUACAAUAGCAUUUGGGAUCUCCUUCUCAGCAAGGAGGUUAUAUAGUAAUCCAUUUAUGUGAAAUACUGUAUCAUUGAGUCUGUAUGUAUAGCCCCAUGCAUCCGGAGUACCCGCUAUGUUUUGUGUCCUAGUUUGAAAAUUUUUAAAUGGCUAUUUUCAUGGCUGGAGGAUGUUCCAGUUUAAAUUAAUAUAUAUAUAUAUAUAUAUAUAUGAAAAAAAAUCUGUUGUCUCUGGUUAUAAUCUUUGGUGCAUCAGGGGUUUAUAUGCAGCACUUUCUAUCCUUGUUACAUGUUGUUGCGAUUUUCGGUUUUGUUUUUUAACUUGCUGGAUGUUUGUCCUUGGGCUGCCUGGUGUCAAAACGACCUGCAGAGAGAGGAUUUUGCUUCUUCCAGCAGACAGUUUUCAAGCCAAGUUUUUGAACUUUUUACAACACCUUGUUUGUUUGUUUGUUUGUUUUUGUGGGCUUUUUUUGUGUGUGCUAUAAUCAUAUUUAUAGGAAACAAAGAUUUACUACAGCACUGACUUUAUUUUUUAAACGAAUAAUUGAGUUACCAGUUAACGGUGAAAUGGGUAACAAUAUAUUAGUAAUUUAUAGUAUGGCACUUUUCAUUGCUCUUUGUUUUGUUGAAAUAGUUACAUGUUUUGUUGAUGCAGUUGAUUAGCAAGAUCAAAUGCAAUCAGAGGACAAUUUUUUUAUUAUUUUUAUUUUUUACUAAUUUAUGGAUAAGGUGGAAAGCCUUACUGCCUGAUUUUCAAAGGUGUUGAGAAUUUGCAGCCCCCUUUGAACCUACCACAAACUGCAAACACGCAGUACCUCCUAAAAACAGGCCACUUCGUGUCAAUUCCCAUGUGCUGUUAUCCAGCUUUGUGUACUCCUCCUGGUCAGUUGAAAGGGGCCUGAAAUCGUAGGGUUCUGUUUAGUUGUUUUAUGUGUUUUUCUUUGUAUUGCUGCACCAGUGUACUGGAUAAAAUACGCUUUUCAUAAAAUAUUUACCUGUUUUUUAAUGAAUUUAAUUAUCUCAAUGCAAGUUUUGUAUUUAAGAUACUGUUUAAUUUUUUCUUGCUAUUUAUCAAGGCUGGCCUGAAAAGGGUUUGUGUGUUGAGGAUAUGCAACGUUUAUUAACUGCACUAUGGUAAUGAUAUUGUAGCUCAAAAUAAUAACUUAAACUUUUUGUCUUUUCUGUUUCGGUUGGGGAGGGAGGGUUGUGGGGAGAGAAGAGACUGUACGUGUUCCUGAGGUUAGUCCUUGGCCUGUUGCAUCGUGGAGGCCUGAUUCUUGCCACAAAUAGUGUAGUUUUAGAAACAGACAAAACAAGUCUGUUUUAGUACUAGUAAGGGAUAUUUCUGGUUAAAGUCAUGGGUUUUACUAGCACCUCGUAAGCUUUUAUAUAUAUAUAUAUAUAUAAAAUAGAAAUAGAUCUUGCAAUUGAUGUCAGUUGUACUUAACAUGACAUAGUCAGUUACCUACAGUUUUAGGUUUCCACCCAUUGUAAUGUUUUUCAGUGUUAAAAAACCACUAGUUUACACUAUCACUGCUGAUAAUUGUGGUACACUUGCUGGAAUUUAAAGGCCCUGAAGAACCAGAAAGUACCUUUUACUGUUGAUACAAAUUGUAUCUUUUUAACUGAGAACUAUUUUGAUUUGUAGAUUUAGUAGAAACACAAACGUAUAACUAUAGUCUUUUGGGCAACAUUUUAUCGCUUAUCGGAAAAUUAGAGUUUUCAGACAUAGAAUAGACUUAGGUGAGUAAAAAUAGAUAUUUAUUUAGGUGUCUGUCUCAAUUUCACAUAUUAAAAAGAAAAAGAAAGAAAGAAACUAUUGGCAUCUUCUUCCUUCUAAAAUCUUUGUAGUGUAAACUCACUAAAAUAAAGGUAAAAUGCUGCCUGAAAAUGAUGUCCAAGCACCUUUGAAUACGAAGACAUUUUCACUACUUGCGCAACACCAUGUGUUGCGGUGAGUAGGAUUUGGGUAUACAGUAAAUGCUUCUAAAGAGCAUUGUGCUUAUAGACAUAUCCAAUAAUCUGAACCAUGUUCAGCAAACUAAUUCAGGAAGUAGUGUUCCAGACAGCUUUUACUGCUGAUUUGGCGUGGGAUCUGCGUUCGCCUGUCCCUGUGACAAUACAGGAGGUGCUGUACAUAAUCUAGCCUGAGUUGUCUGACAGUAGUUUUCCCUUGGUUUGGUGGGUCGCUAUCCGUAGAGCAUGUCUGAACGUAGAGGUUGAUACAGCGCUAAUGCUGAGGUUUGGAGUGGUAAAUGGGUCUCAUCUCAGUUGUACUCUAAGAUUUUUUUAAAAUUGAAUUACACUGAAGUACUACACCGUAGUGUAGAUGCAGCUGUUUUAGUACUGCAGUUAUUAGAUUUGUGGUUUUGAUGAGUUUCUACAUUCAUUUUUAUGUAGGAAUUCACUUCUGCCAAAAGAUGAAUUCCUUAAGCGCGAACAGAAGCGUGUGCAUGUAAAAGAGGUGUUUCACCAUUCCUCCCUGUCACAGGAGCCUCAGAAGGCUUCAAGCAGCGCCGCCGUGCCCAGGAGCGUGGUGGUGGCGGGGAAUCCUUACCGUACCUUCUGUGCUUUGUACUGAAGCACUGAAAAUGCUUUAGAAGUAUAAGAACGGGAGAUAUUUGGUGGUUCUUAAUGUUGUGCAAUGAUGUGCUAGUUUCCCUUAGGCUCUUACCUUGGGUAAAGUAAACACACAGGGGACAAAGCGUUGGCCUUGGCGUUUCCUUAGUUGUUGUGGUGAGUAGCAGAGGGAAGGAGGAGGUGUGUGUGACCUCCCCCUCGAGGAGAUCAGUCUGUGUAUUUCACACCCUGUAGAGGAUACCGGUGCUAAGCACGAACGCGAUGGUACUGCUCAGUACUGCACCUGUUGUAGUUGCAUUGAUGCAAAUAACUGAACCGUAGCAUCUUAAACAGUAAAAGGUGGCUCGUUGGUAUUGUCUUUGCUGCAAGUGCUGGAGUUACAGAGAAUAAAGCACAGUUAGGCCUGUCCCACCACUAAAAGAGGGCCUUACCCUUGUCUUCACUACUCAAGAGUUGUUUUGAUACUUACCAAAAACUCAGUAUUUUUAAAUAAAAUCCAAGCCAUUAUAGCUCCCUCAGUAAUGGUGUGUAGAUACACGGUGUUUUGAGGGCACGUUGACAUUAGGCCUCUGCCCACAACAGUUUUGUAUACUAGGUGUGUUGCCAGUAUUUAGAGUUCUUAAAAUGCCCCGUGGAUACCUGAUUUUGAGCUCUACGUGCCCGGGCUGCGACCGUGUUAAUCACUAAGAUGUCUUUUUAAAAAAAAAAAAAUCCUGAAAUGUCAUGUUGUUGUUUUGUGAUUUUGUUUUUGUUUUUUUAAUACCUUAAACUCACUUGCCAACUACCGCUAAUGCUCUGAGGUAAGGUCACAUCCUUUCAGGUGUCCUGUUGUCUGUGGUAUGUCUGAACUGUAACUCGGUGCUCCGCUGCAGAACAGCUCCAGGGAGAGCCACAAGUCUGCUGUGUUCAUGGAACACCCCAAAAAGGAGGAGUGCCAGCCUGGGGAUGCCCUUGAAGGGGACUUUUGCAGCCUUUGAGUAUGUGGACUGUUGCUGACUUGUUGCCGACCUUCUGCUGUGAAAGUAGUAGCGUUAAUGGUGAACACUUUCCCAAAAAUACCAAACCCGUCAGUGCAAACCGGAGUACCUCACUUGGAGCGGGAAGCCGGCGGCUCUUGUCCCCGUGGGGUGACAGAGCGAGGACGCAGAGCCUGGGGGAGAGGUGCCUCAGCACCUCGCGAGACUACCAAAACCCUUGUCAGUUCUAUCAGUUGCUGGUUUGACCAACUUUGACGUUUUUGACGUGUGAAGCUUGAAAAAAAAAAGCGAGAUGAUGCUUUUUGUACUCUCUAAAGCAUUUAGAAUAAUACAACACCCAACUGACUUUGCAUUGCUACUGAGAAAUUAAAAUACUGUGCAAUUAAAGAGACCAUUUUUUAAUAAAAAUAAUUUAGAAAUUAUUUAUUUUGAUUUACAGUGUGACUCUUGCUAAUUUAUUCCUUGCAUUAUAAGGCCAUGGUGGAGUGCCGUUUGUACUUUUUAUUUAGCGUAGGAGCUUAAGCUGUUGAAACAACAGAUUAAAACUCAAAACAAAACAAAACCCUGUGGCCUUGUUUUUUUCUUACAAAAGGGCUGAGGUUUUUUAAAUGUCAAAUCAUGCAGUUUAUAUACUUUACAGAGAAGUUCAGUCUAAGAAUUUUGUUGGAAUUCAGUAUGUUUGUGUUCAUUGUUCAGACUAACCCUGUAAUCCCAAAAUCAUGUGUGUGAAAUGGUUGUUCCAGCUAACCUUUUGGGUAGAUAACACAAGAUGUGUUCAGACUUCACGUUCAGAUGUUCUAGCAUACAUUUCAUAUAUUUCAUGGGUAUCUUAAGGCUUCACCAGGAGCUGGUGAUGUCGUGAUCUGUCAGCCGUCUCCACGCGUGUGGAUCCUACUCCUGUACGCUGGGUUUUCUGUGCAGCGCGUUACCAGGCAGUACGCUGGUGUGUGUGCAAUACAGCAGCUGUUUAUGCAGGCACUACCGAAUACACUGAGUUGUUUAAUAGCUGUGAGUGUGCUGCAAAUCAUUUUCUAUCUUCCAUUUUCAGGUCUCGAGGGAUGGGCAUAAUGCGUGCUUGAAUUGUUUAUUCCUCUGCCUACCCAUUCACCUCUGAAGUGUAAUCGGCUGCAGUAGGUCUCCUCCCCUCGCCCAGCUUUAGUUUCCAUUUGAGGGCCCCGUCUCCCGAGUGCUUGUGCACAUGCCUGACUUCAGCACAAGUAUGUGCAUUGGCUGGUUUUGGUGGAAUUGGAGAUGGCACGAAUAAAGGUGGGCAUGUGUGCAAGUGCUUGGAGGAGUCAGGGCCUUGAGGAGCACAUCAGGAACAGCUGGGAAACUGCCUGCUGCCGUGCAGAGGUGAGGUCUCACUGCUGCUGCCAACACUGAACCCAAAACCAAGUCUGUUCAGACAUUUCUGCAUAUUCGUCCUCACUGUUUCAAAGGUGUAACAAUUACACCUUCUAAAAACCUCUCCAUUUUUGUAAGACAGCAUUUUUGUUGUUGUUGUUCUCUGAUGAAGUCUCAUUUAACAAGUGAGGUUGGGUGGUUGGUUACUUUAUAUGAACAAUGUUUUUAAUUAUACUGGUAUUUAAGAAAUGUUUUACCAGCAUAUUACAGAACAUCGUGCAAGGAAAUAGAAAUGCAGAUACAGCAGCAAUAAUUGUGUUUUGUAGUUCUUUUUCCCCUCAUUAUCUCUGUACUUGUAUUGAGUAGGCGAGAUUUUAAUAUUGUCCUGAAGCCAGCUCUGGCAAAAACAUUAGUUAAAAGUCAUGUUUGGACUACACGAUAAAGCAAUUGUCAAACUUGCUCUUCGUUCCUUCACUGGUUGUUCUGUGUUGUUUCUGUGAGGUGACAAUUCACACCUUAAAACCACCGUCUAAACCAUAGAAAAAAAAGAAAAAAAAA
This is a messenger RNA of Oxyura jamaicensis (ruddy duck), 9272 nucleotides long. It is a transcript of the gene ZC3H12C, whose product is annotated as zinc finger CCCH-type containing 12C. NCBI's taxonomy places the organism in Eukaryota, Metazoa, Chordata, Aves, Anseriformes, Anatidae. The coding region runs from base 1076 to 3748 and encodes 890 amino acids. Gene Ontology annotation, cellular component: nucleus; cytoplasmic ribonucleoprotein granule. Gene Ontology annotation, molecular function: RNA endonuclease activity; mRNA binding; metal ion binding. The record is from RefSeq and is a predicted model, not a curated record. The transcript is spliced from 7 exons.